This is a messenger RNA of Dentiscutata erythropus, 195 nucleotides long. The record is from the annotation of a GenBank genome assembly. NCBI's taxonomy places the organism in Eukaryota, Fungi, Glomeromycota, Glomeromycetes, Diversisporales, Gigasporaceae.
AAAUAGAGAAUAAUGAAGGAUAUUUACCGCCUAGUGAAAGUUCUAACAAAGAUCCUAAUAGAGCUUUUUUAAUGGAUAUUACAAUUACGAUGAACAAUAAUAAAUCUAAAGAACCUAAAAAAAGAGGAGGAUCAAGAAAAAGAAGUUGGAUAUGGAAUCAUAUUAGAGAAUUAUCUACUGAUAAUAGAUCCAAAG